This is a messenger RNA of Marmota monax (woodchuck), 5733 nucleotides long. It is a transcript of the gene Pdgfrb, whose product is annotated as platelet derived growth factor receptor beta. The coding region runs from base 599 to 3919 and encodes 1106 amino acids. Gene Ontology annotation, molecular function: platelet-derived growth factor binding; platelet-derived growth factor beta-receptor activity; ATP binding. Gene Ontology annotation, biological process: positive regulation of smooth muscle cell migration; multicellular organism development; positive regulation of kinase activity. The record is from RefSeq and is a predicted model, not a curated record. Lineage: Eukaryota; Metazoa; Chordata; Mammalia; Rodentia; Sciuridae. The transcript is spliced from 24 exons. Gene Ontology annotation, cellular component: signaling receptor complex.
CCCCAGAGUGGGGGGGCAGGGAAGCCCACAGUGGUGCGAGCUCCGGGGGCUGCCCGCGGUGGCAGUCCCUGCCCACCUAGCUGGGACCCUAGAUCGUUCUGUAAGCAACUUGGAGCCAGAGAGGAGGAGACCAACAGGGAGGAGAGAGCCAGGCCCCUCAGACCAGCCACCCGGCAGCAGCCUGUGCCCAGCGGACACCGGAGGCCAGACUCAGGGCGGCCCCUCCUGGCAACUCUGCUCCUCCCUAAGGAUGCUUUGGGAGUGAGGCGAGGCGAGGCCGCCUGCUCCUCACCCGUGCAGCACCCCCUCCCGCUCUCCUACGUCUCAGGGAGCUUGCAAGGCUCCUGCCUGCCCUUCAACCCAGCUGUUGCCCAUCUCAGGUCCAGCAAAGUCUUUCUGAUACCUGGGAGAGGGCAGUAAGGCAGACUUCCUGGAGGGGGUGACAGCCCACAGCCUGGAACCCUGCCUACAACAGAAGCCAUGAGCAGAGAGCUCUCUGUCUCCCUCUUGGACAGGACCUUCUGUGGAAUCUUGGGCAAACUUCUUUCCUUCUCAGAGCCUUGGUUUCCCCAUUUGGACACCGGAUGUGGAGGACAUCAUGCAGCUUCCAGGUGUGAUGCCAGCUCUGGUCCUCAGAGGCCGGUUGCUGUUGCUGCCCAUGCUAUUGCUGCUAGGUCCACAGACCUCCCAGGGCCUGACCAUCAUGCCCCCAGGGCCAGAGCUUGUACUUAAUCUCUCCAGUACCUUUGUUCUGACCUGCCUGGGUUCAGCUCCAGUGGUGUGGGAACGGCUGUCUCAGGUGCCUCAGCAGAAAGUGUCCAGGACCCAGGAGGGCACCUUCUCCAGCAUGCUAACCCUGGCCAAUGUCACUGGAGGUGACACAGGAGAGUACUUUUGUACCUACAACAGCUCCCUUGGGCGGGAGCCCAGUGAGCAGAAGCGGCUCUACAUCUUUGUGCCAGAUCCCACCAUGGGCUUCCUCCCUAUGGAGCCGGAGGACCUAUUCAUCUUUCUCACGGAAAUAACUGAGACCACAAUUCCAUGCCGAGUGACAGACCCCCAGCUAGUGGUGACACUGCAUGAGAAGAAAGAGGACAUCCCGCUGCCUAUCCCUUAUGACCACCAACGAGGCUUCUCUGGUACCUUUGAGGACAAGACCUACAUCUGCCGAACCACCAUUGGGGAGAGGGAAGUGGAUUCCGAUGCCUAUUACGUCUACAGCCUCCAGGUUUCCUCCAUCAAUGUCUCAGUGAAUGCAGUGCAGACUGUGGUUCGCCAGGGUGAGAACAUUACCAUCAUGUGCAUUGUGACGGGGAAUGAGGUGGUCAAUUUUGAGUGGACCUACCCCCGCAUGGAGAGUGGGCGCCUCGUAGAGCCAGUGACAGAUUUCCUCUUUGAUGUGCCCUCCCACAUUCGCUCCAUCCUGCACAUCCCCAAUGCUGAGCUGGAUGACUCAGGGACCUACAUCUGCAAUGUGUCAGAGAGUGUGAAUGACCAUCGAGAUGAAAAGGCCAUCAAUGUCACUGUGGUCGAGAGCGGCUACGUGCGGCUUCUGCGAGACCUGGGCGCUAUACAAAUUGCUGAGCUGCACAGGAGUCGGACACUACAAGUGGUGUUCGAAGCCUACCCGCCACCUACUGUGCUGUGGUUCAAGGACAACCGCACCCUGGGCGAUUCCAGCGCCGGCGAGAUCGCCCUGUCCACGCGCAAUGUGUCUGAGACCCGGUAUGUAUCGGAACUGACACUGGUGCGAGUGAAGGUGGCAGAGGCUGGCUACUAUACCAUGCGGGCCUUCCAUGAGGAUGCUGAGGCCCAGCUUUCCUUCAAGCUGCAGGUCAAUGUCCCUGUCCGUGUGCUGGAGCUGAGCGAGAGUCACCCUGCCAACGGGGAGCAGACAGUCCGCUGUCGUGGCCGAGGCAUGCCCCAGCCAAAUAUCACCUGGUCUACCUGCAGAGACCUCAAAAGGUGUCCACGCGAGCUGCCGCCCACACCACUGGGGAACAGUUCCGAGGAGGAAAGCCAGUUGGAGACUAAUGUGACAUACUGGGCGGAGGAGCAGGAAUAUGAGGUGGUGAGCACGCUGCGCCUGCGCCACGUGGAUCAGCCACUGUCGGUGCGCUGCAUGCUGCACAACCCACUGGGCCAGGAUGUGCAGGAGGUUACCGUGGUGCCGCAUUCCCUCCCCUUCAAGGUGGUGGUGAUCUCAGCCAUCCUGGCCUUGGUGGUUCUCACAAUCAUCUCCCUCAUCAUCCUCAUCAUGCUCUGGCAGAAGAAGCCACGCUAUGAGAUUCGAUGGAAGGUGAUUGAGUCUGUGAGCUCUGAUGGCCAUGAGUACAUCUAUGUGGACCCCAUGCAGCUGCCCUACGAUUCCACCUGGGAACUGCCACGGGACCAGCUUGUGCUUGGACGCACCCUCGGCUCUGGGGCCUUUGGGCAGGUGGUGGAGGCCACAGCUCAUGGCCUGAGCCAUUCCCAGGCCACCAUGAAAGUGGCUGUCAAGAUGCUGAAAUCCACAGCCCGCAGCAGUGAGAAGCAAGCCCUCAUGUCAGAGCUGAAGAUCAUGAGCCACCUGGGGCCCCACCUGAACGUGGUCAACCUGCUGGGGGCCUGCACCCAGGGAGGCCCCAUCUACAUCAUCACCGAGUACUGCCGCUAUGGCGACCUGGUGGACUACCUGCACCGCAACAAGCACAGCUUCCUGCAGCACCACUCGGACAAGCACCGCCCACCCAGUGCCGAGCUCUACAGCAACGCCCUGCCCACGGGGCUCCCUCUGCCCAGCCACGUGUCCCUGACUGGGGAGAGCGAUGGUGGCUACAUGGACAUGAGCAAGGACGAGUCAGUGGACUACGUGCCCAUGCUGGACAUGAAAGGAGACGUCAAAUACGCAGACAUCGAAUCCUCCAACUACAUGGCCCCUUAUGAUAACUACGUCCCCUCUGCUCCUGAGAGGACUUGUCGGGCCACUUUGAUCAACGAGUCCCCAGUGCUUAGCUACACAGACCUUGUGGGCUUCAGCUACCAGGUGGCCAAUGGCAUGGAGUUCCUGGCCUCUAAGAAUUGUGUUCAUCGGGACCUGGCAGCCAGGAAUGUGCUCAUCUGUGAGGGCAAGCUGGUCAAGAUCUGUGACUUUGGCCUGGCUCGAGAUAUCAUGCGGGACUCAAACUACAUCUCCAAAGGCAGUACCUUCCUGCCUCUGAAGUGGAUGGCCCCGGAGAGCAUCUUCAACAGCCUCUACACCACCCUGAGCGAUGUGUGGUCCUUUGGGAUCCUGCUCUGGGAGAUCUUCACAUUGGGUGGCACCCCUUACCCGGAGCUGCCCAUGAACGAGCAGUUCUACAAUGCCAUCAAGCGUGGUUACCGCAUGGCGCAGCCGGCUCACGCCUCUGCUGAGAUCUACGAGAUCAUGCAGAAGUGCUGGGAAGAGAAGUUUGAGGUUCGGCCCCCCUUCUCCCAGCUGGUGCUGCUCCUUGAGAGGCUGCUUGGCGAGGGCUACAGAAAGAAGUACCAGCAGGUGGACGAGGAGUUUCUGAGGAGUGACCACCCAGCCAUCCUGAGGUCCCAAGCCCGCUUCCCUGGAUUCCACAGCCUCCGAUCUCCCCUGGACACCAGCUCUGUCCUCUACACUGCCGUGCAGCCCAGCGAGGGUGACAACGACUAUAUCAUCCCCCUGCCUGACCCCAAACCAGAGGCUGCUGAUGAGGGUCUGCUGGAGGGUUCCCCCAGCCUCGCCAGCUCCACCCUGAAUGAAGCCAACACCUCCUCUACCAUCUCCUGUGACAGUCCUCUCGACCCCCAGGAAGAACCAGAGCCAGAACCCCUGCCCCAGCCCCAGGGGGACUCCCAGAUGGAGCUGGAGCCACCAAUGGAUGCAGGCUGCCCUGGGCCUCGGGCCGAAGCAGAGGACAGCUUUCUGUAGGGGCUGGACCCCACUCUGUGCCACGAGAAGCUCCCCUUCUGCCACCAGGCCACAGCCCCCGGGCCUGGCAUCCUGUGAGCCAUGCUGCUCCUGCCAGCUGUCCCAUGUGGAAGGCUUCUGUCCCUGCCACACUGCUCCCCAAGCCCUGGGGCUGGCUCAGGAGGCCAGAGAACUGCAGGACCAUGCCCAGCCUCUGCCUCAGGGAGGCCAUGUGACUGAGCCACGGUCCCUCCCAGGGGACCCAGUUUCCCAAUGCACAAGAUGAGACAUUGAACUUGGUAGUUCACAGUCUACCUGGGAGUCUCCCUGGCUGACAACUGGGGAGGCUGGAAUCUGGGGGAGCUUCCUGGGGGAAUGGCGUAGUUAGUAACCUCGCUCUGUUCAGCCAACUGCCCCUCAAGGAGUCGCAGGCUUGUCCCCACACUUCCAUCUGCCCAGGAGCUGGGGAAGAAACCCCGGCACCCCUGGCUCCUGGCUGAGCUGGGCCUGCCCUGGCCAGUGUUGCUUCGCUCUGAAGCCACCUCCCCUGACACUAGUCUCUGCUUUCCCAGGCCCGAGCAGGUCUGGGCCAGCCAUGCUUAAUUAAUGCUGUAAUUAUUGCUGGGACUGAACCAAGUACAGCACUCCCCAGCCUGCAGACCCAGCCCAGGGCACUCGGGGCACACUGGCUGUGGACAGUGCCCAUAUCUUCCAGGCCCCUUGUGUUCUGAGGCUUUUUCUCAUCGUCCCUGGUUACAGGCCCAGCGGAUCCUACAUCUGAAACAAAUGUGUUGAUGUGCCAGCAUUAUGUCCACAUGUGUACACCAGUAGGUGGCCCUGACUCUGCAUUGAACCUGCUGUGACCUUGGAGGAAUCCCUUGCCCUCUCUGGGCCCAUUUUCCCCUUUGAAGAGUGAGCAAGUUGGACUCAUUCACUCUGAGUGCCCUGUCAACACUAAUAUUCUAGAAUAUUCCUGUGGUUUGCAUGCUUGUCCAGAUGAAGCAAGGUCAAGUACCCUAAACUUCCUAGUUGGGGGGCUGCUGGCCUCUGGGGAGAUUCCAAAUGACAUAUCACAGUCUGGACAUUCAGGUACGUGACCCUUCCUCUGCCCCAAAUGCAGCUGUGAUGACCUUGGCUUGGAGUACCCUGGAAAGCCCCAGCAGCUGCUCCAGGGACACAGGAGGACCACAAGACCCCCUUGAGGACCCACGAUGAACUCUGGAGAUAUCCUGGGCAAGGGGGCAGGGAGGGAGGUCAUUACCUCAUGCAGCCCAACAGUGCCCCCAAGGUAUUUGCAACAGACAGAAUGGACAGUAAGGACGGUUGUGUCCCAUGAAGAACAAGAGCCUCAGGACGUGCACCCCAGGAAAGGGGCACAAGAGGUGGGCACUUUGGAGGUUUCCUCCUUAACUGCCGGCUGCCCCAUCCUGGAGGGAGUACCUGGUGGAGUAGGGUCUUGUCACUGCCCAGGUGAUACCUCACUGUCCUGAAACCAGUGGGCAUUGGCCAUUACAGGGCAGUGAGGGAUAUGGUCACUUCGCCCAGGAGGGGGAGGGCUGGCCAGGGGAUAAGGCGAGGUCAGCCCUCCUGGACACAGUCACCAAGCUAGUUGGUGUCUCCCAACCCGAGGGCCCCAGAGACUCCCCAAGGAGAGAGGGGGAGUCAGUCUUCGCUACGGUACCAAAGAUAUAAUCACCUACGUUUACAAGUAUUUUUUAGGACUCACAUUAACUCACAUGUAUACAUCAAAGUGUUAUUUUGUAUGCUGUUCAGUUUUCCUAUCUGUGUACUUUUUUUUUAAGGGAAAGAUUUUAAUAUUAAACCGGGUGCUUCCA